Molecule: messenger RNA, 4718 nt
Organism: Tigriopus californicus
Lineage: Eukaryota; Metazoa; Arthropoda; Copepoda; Harpacticoida; Harpacticidae
Product: inositol hexakisphosphate and diphosphoinositol-pentakisphosphate kinase-like
Exons: 24
Coding region: 313-4668 (1451 amino acids)
Biological process (GO): inositol phosphate biosynthetic process; inositol metabolic process
Cellular component (GO): cytosol
Molecular function (GO): inositol hexakisphosphate kinase activity; diphosphoinositol pentakisphosphate kinase activity; 5-diphosphoinositol pentakisphosphate 1-kinase activity
Source: RefSeq, a predicted model, not a curated record
UUCAAUGCAGCCUUCGUCCAACAAUCAAUAGAGAAAAAAGAAAGCGACGUCGCCAACUUUGUGAGGAAACGCCGAAGAGGAGAGGUAAAUCUUGAGAAAAGAAAGCCACUGAAGGAGCGAGCCGUGUUUUUGGUGAGUUACAUCGUCAAUGCGAAACAGGUGCACACACCAUAUAGGCCCACAAACUCCAUGGACGUAGAAGUGGUAUUUGAUUGAACAACCAUUAUUUGAGUGCUGCCCAUUGCCGUAUCCUAAGCGAACAGAUAUAAAAGUGGCCGGCAACAUGGGGCUCUGAUUGAAGUGGACAGAAACAUGGCCGAGUUUAUCGUGGGAGGGGACACGAAUCCACCCGCCAAAGAUCCGGGACGAUUUUACGCCCAGGCAGACCCCUCGGACGAGACGGGAUUUAUUGACGAAGAAGAGGAGGAUGACAGUCAGAACAAAGGAAAGCAAGUGGUGGUGGGGAUUUGCGCCAUGGAGAAGAAAUCCCUAUCGAAACCAAUGCGGGAGAUCCUCACCCGAUUGGAAGAGUUUGAGUACAUAACCACCCUGAUCUUCCCGGAAAAUGUCAUUCUCUACGAGGUUGUGGAAAAAUGGCCGCUCUGUGAUUGCUUGAUUGCCUUCCAUUCCAAAGGAUUUCCUUUGGUCAAGGCCAUUCGUUAUGCCAAUCUUCGUAAGCCGUACAUUAUCAACAAUCUUGAGAUGCAAUUCGACAUCCAGGAUCGACGAUCGGUUUACAACAUCUUGGCCAAAGAAGGGAUCGAAAUCCCGCGUCACGCUAUUCUAGACCGGAACUCGCCGGAUCCCGAUGAAAGCUCGUUGCUCGAGUUUGACGAUCAUGUGGAAGUGAAUGGAGUGGUCUUCAAUAAACCCUUUGUUGAGAAGCCCAUCUCAGCUGAGGAUCACAAUAUUUUCAUGUACUAUCCUACCUCUGCAGGUGGUGGAAGUCAGCGGUUAUUUCGUAAAAUCGGAAGUCGAUCCAGCGUGUACUCGUCAGAAUCCGGAGUUCGAAAAGACGGGUCUUACAUCUAUGAAGACUUCAUGCCCACCGAUGGCACGGAUGUGAAGUGUCUUUUUCCACUGACUUUGAAGGUUUACACCGUGGGUCCGGAUUACGCUCACGCUGAAGCGAGGAAAUCUCCGGCUCUGGAUGGAAAAGUCGAACGGGAUUCUGAAGGCAAGGAAGUGCGAUACCCCGUCAUUUUGUCCAAUAAGGAGAAGCUCAUUGCACGAAAAGUGUGCAUGGCUUUUAAGCAGAUGGUGUGUGGCUUUGACCUUCUCAGGGCUAACGGCAAAAGCAUUGUGUGCGAUGUCAAUGGUUUCAGUUUUGUGAAGAACUCUUCCAAGUAUUACGACGAUUGUGCCAAGAUCCUGGGGAACAUGAUUCUGAGAGAGCUUGCGCCAACGCUUCACAUUCCUUGGACCAUGCCAUUCCAAUUGGAUGAUCCUCCCAUUGUUCCAACCACCGUCGGGAAAAUGAUGGAAUUGAGAUGUGUUGUGGGCGUGAUUCGCCAUGGGGACCGAACUCCGAAACAGAAAAUGAAAUUGGAAGUGAAGCAUCCCAAGUUCUUUGAGAUCUUUCGUAAAUAUGACGGCUUCAAAGAAAAGCACAUCAAACUGAAGAAACCUCAACAACUCCAAGAGAUUCUGGACAUCUCCAGAGAAUUACUUAAUCAGAUCAAAUGCGGCUCAGUCGAAUCGGAAAUGAUCGAAGAGAAGCGGAGCAAGUUGGAACAAAUCAAAAACGUUCUCGAAAUGUACGGCCACUUUUCGGGAAUCAAUCGCAAAGUCCAGUUGAAAUACCAACCCAAAGGACGACCCCGCAAUACGAGUUCGGAUGAUGAUAAACCUCGAGAAGCAUCUCUGCUUCUCAUUCUGAAAUGGGGCGGGGAGCUGACGCCAUCAGGACGGUUCCAAGCCGAAGAAUUGGGGCGUGUCUUCCGUUGCAUGUACCCCGGGGGUCAAGAUUUGCUGAUUGGCGGUCUGCCCCCAAUCAAGGAAAAGAAACCCAGGGGCGGGAAGAAGGCCCCAAAUGCUGAUGCUGCUUUACCCGCCCCUAAACAGCCUCCAACCGAGAGCGGGCCUCAAGACUCCUUGUGUACUUCUUGUAGCGGUCAGGACUGCAGCGCACCAACCAAGAAUGACAGUAACACCCAUAACAAUGGCGAAUAUGCCGGAACUCAAGGUCUUGGCCUUUUGAGGCUCCACUCAACUUAUCGGCACGAUCUGAAGAUCUACGCAUCGGAUGAAGGCCGAGUUCAAAUGACGGCGGCUGCCUUCGCCAAGGGACUCUUGGCCUUGGAGGGUGAGCUGACCCCCAUCCUCGUUCAGAUGGUCAAAUCGGCCAACACCAAUGGUCUCCUUGACAACGAUAGCGACUGUUCCAGCAAGUACCAGAACAUGAAGAACCCUGUGCCUCGGGAGGAAUUGCACAUUUGCCACUUCAAGAAUAAGCGCCGAAAGAGCGGCUUGCUGUCCAACGCAGAGGAGCAACUCCCGGAUUUGCCCAAUUAUUUCAACAGUAACGACGAGAACAAUCGCCUGCAGACAGCCAAAGAAAGUGUCAAAUCCAAACUUCACGAGAUGAUGCAACAAACCCGAGACUUCAGCCAAGAGGACUCCGAGCAGCUCAAUCCGUGCCAUCAGAUAUCCAUUACCAAUGCCUUGAAAUUCAUCCGAAAUCCCGUGGAAUGUUGCAAACAAAUCCUAAAUCUGAUCCAAGAGCUCAACAAAACCAUUGAGAGCAAGAGGCUCGAAUUUGAAGACUCGAUUCUUUACCACGGAGAGACUUGGGAAUUAAUGGCCAGACGUUGGAGUAAAUUGGAGAAGGAUUUCCAGAACAAAAGUGGCCUCUUUGAUAUCUCAAAGAUCCCCGACAUUUACGACUGUAUCAAAUACGACCUUCAGCACAAUCGAACCGUUCUGCAAUCUGAUCAGGCCGAGAAAUUGUACAACUAUGCUCAAAACAUGGCGGACGUGGUCAUCCCCCAGGAAUAUGGCAUGACCAGGACCGAGAAAUUAACCAUUGCCCAAGGGAUUUGUGCCCCUCUGCUUCGCAAGAUACGAGCUGACUUGCAAAGAAAUAUUGAGGAGGAAUCCGAAGAGGACGAAGUGCCCGUGAACCGUUUGAAUCCGCGAUAUUCCUCUGGCGUGUCGAGUCCGGGUCGUCAUGUGCGGACUCGUCUCUAUUUCACCUCGGAGAGUCACAUUCAUUCUUUGUUGACCAUUUUGGCCGAAGGAGGUUUGGUUGACAGCAAGGACGAGCAAUGGCAAAGGGCAAUGGAAUAUGUGUCUUUGGUCUCGGAGCUGAACUACAUGACUCAAGUGGUGAUCAUGUUGUACGAAGACCCUACAAAGGAUCCAACUUCGGAUGAACGGUUCCAUGUGGAACUCCAUUUCUCUCCCGGGGUGAAUUGUUGCGUUCAAAAAGAGCUACCCCCUGGGCCAGGCUUCCGGCCGCAUAGCCGGAAUCAGGAAUCUCAACAAAACCAAGCCUUAUUGGAGGAAUCCGAGUCACCUCGGCAGGAAAGAGGAGAUGAAACCUUAACGGGUCAGGAGCAAAAAUCUGAGGAACCCGCAGAUUUGGUGGCGGGCUUGAAAUCGAACACGAAUAGUUCUCCGUGUUUGACGGCAAGUUUAAAAUGCUCGUCUGCGGAUUUGGAGAAAGUGUUCGAUUGCAUUGAGGAGCAUACCAGUGUGGGACCAACCAUUGAUGAAAACGAGAUCGAUAUCUCAAUUCAGUCCAGUUCCCCAGAAACGCAAAUAGCCAACGACUUGAAGCCAAGUGAGCCCAUUCCAAUAGUAAAACGGGUCUUUGUGGAAGACCCGCACAAAGAUGGCGGGGAUGGGGAUGACGAAGCCGGUGAUGAUGACGACGACGAGGAGGAAGACAGCGAUGAAGAAGAUUACAAUGAUUCACGUGCAACCAGAGUUGGAUCCUAUCCUGAAACGAGGCCUUUGGAUUAUGAAAGAACACAAUCCCUACAUGAAAAGCGAUCGAAAAGUUUAGAAAAACGUGGAUCAAGACCCAAAUCCUUGGAUUCGGACUCAAACCAAGAUGGAGCUGGUUCUAAGAUGAAAGAUGUUUCAGAUGACUCUUGCCAUCCAUCGAAAUCGCAGAGCAUGGAUGAAGUGACCGACGAAGAUGGUUACAAGAGAAGUCGAAGACGGUCCAUCCCGUCUCGCCGAAUGAGUAACUACUUGAAGUUCCUUCACGAAUUGGCCGCCAAAGGACCCACUGGAGCUCGCGUGUUUUCGACUGCUGUCAUAUCGGGAUCGUCCUCCGCCCCCAAUCUCAAGGAGAUGCCCGCGCCCAAUGACAACGCAGUGUGUAGCCCGGGUAUUCGUCCGUUGGAGACUUUGCACAAUGCGCUUUCCUUACGACAGUUGGAUCUAUUCCUGGGCUAUGUGACUUCGGCCAACUUCAAGACCCCGUCCCCAUCACCAUCCCGAUCAGUCUCAUCGUCUUCCAACUACACGAGACCUCCGGCUUUGGGUCUUUUCUCAAGAGAUAGUAGCUUCACAAUGUGGAGUGGUCCCCCUUCAUUCGUAUCCAGCUGUGAAUCAUCUCCGGGCUUAAAUGACUUGUUCCAUCGCAUGAGAAUGAUUCAACUGGAUCAGGAUGACCGAAUCAACAACGCCAAAUCCCCGUCUCACCCUACCCAUUGAAAUCGGAAACAUACAUAUUUUUGCAUCAUAAUAAAUACACAUGUUCGCGA